This is a messenger RNA of Armigeres subalbatus, 2817 nucleotides long. Its product is annotated as zwei Ig domain protein zig-8-like. The record is from RefSeq and is a predicted model, not a curated record. Bases 1032 to 2003 code for a protein of 323 amino acids. Lineage: Eukaryota; Metazoa; Arthropoda; Insecta; Diptera; Culicidae. Gene Ontology annotation, biological process: synapse organization. Gene Ontology annotation, cellular component: neuron projection membrane. The transcript has 9 exons.
AGCGGUGCGGAUCAAAGCUCCCGAAAGGUGGUGGUUUGUGGUUCGUGGCAUGAUUUCCCCGGCCCGAGGAUAGCAUUUCGGUGGGCCGGCGACAGCGGAAACGGUUCGGGUGGCCGAUGGCGGAAAUAAUUAAAUAAUUCCCUUAUGAAACGAACCCGGACACGUGGCAGUGCCGCAUGAAGGUGCGGACCUACUACCGGAGGGAUAACAGUGAAAGCGGUGAACGUGAGAAUAAGUGCGCGGUGGAAGGCGAAGAACAGUGCAACGUGAAAGCAAAAAUAUUUUCAUUUUCGAGUGAGUGUCUCCUGUGGGGUUUAUUGGAAAGCGAGCUUCGUAGAGAGUGGGCGGGAAAGGUGGCUAGUUAUUACUACUGGACGUCCGUGGAUAUGACCCACAGCAGAGGCAACUAUCCCCACUAGGAUUAGCAGCUGCGGGGCUUUUUUCCCUCUGAUGAAAAAGUGAAACGUUGGCCGUUCAAUUUGGUCCUAGUGAAAAGAGUGAUGACAUUUCGAACAAUGCGAAUCGAAUAAAACCUAGAAAUGACAACCGGAAUACUCCAAAAGCGUUAAUCCGUGAUAGCCGGAUGGCCGAGCAAACUGUGGACAGAAUCUGUUCGGAAGCGUGACAACGGAAAACACCUCCGGCAAUGUUUGGAAUUUGAUUUUGCAUCCGGUGCUUGCCAGUGGAACAGAGCAGCAGCAGCAGCAGCAGCAGUGAUAGAUUAGUGGCAGUUGUUUUGCUCCACCGGGCGCAUUGACGCGAAGCAGUGAUUGGAUUAAUACUGCGGCAUUGAAGAUUCAGUAGGGAUUCCGUGUGCGAUGUAGGAAAUUCGGUCGGGUAUGCUAACGCCAGUUCAGCCAAGCAGUAUAUUCGUGGUAGCGUGGAAUGUUUCCUGCUGAUAAUUUACUACUCGUACCAAUAAAGGAUUAAAGUUGAAUCUGGCAUCAAAGACGGAAAUACGUGAAGGUAGUGUGAGCUCGACGAAGCAUUAACUAUUUAUUCCGCAGCAGACGUGAAGAUUCCCUUCAGCGAUGGAGUACAGCAGGAAUGUGGUCAACAUGCGUGUGGUGCUUUUUUGUGCCAUUUACUUCAACUUUGGAAUAUCCAGCUCAGUAGACGAUCGGUACCAUUCAUCGUCCUCCGCAUCCUCUGCUGAGGAGCAACAGCCGAUGCACCCAGCAUCGGCAUCGUUGAUACUCACCGACGCGCAGACAAUCCGGUCACCGGAUACCGCCGAAAACGAGAUUUACGACUCGGAUGAGAGCAAUUUGCUGCGGACACCACUGGAUCGGGGCCCGUACUUUGAUUUAUCGGCAUCGAAAAACAUCACGGCCCUGGUCGGCAAAACCGCCUAUCUCAACUGUCGGGUUAAGAACCUGGGCAACAAAACGGUUUCCUGGGUGCGGCAUCGCGAUAUCCAUCUUCUUACAGUAGGUAGAUUUACAUACACGUCGGAUCAGAGGUUCCAGAGCGUGCACAAUCCACAGACGGACGACUGGUCGUUACAGAUCAGAUAUCCCCAGAAAAGGGACACCGGGGUGUACGAAUGUCAAAUAUCGACAACACCCCCCGUCGGUCAUUCGAUGCACCUCUCCGUUGUCGAGCCCGUUACCAUCGUAGUGGGUGGUCCAGACAUUUACAUCAACACCGGAUCGACGGUGAAUCUGACGUGCGUGGUGCGGAACUCUCCGGAGCCACCGUCCACCAUCAUAUGGACCCACAACAAUCAGGAAAUUAAUUACGACUCACCUCGUGGCGGUGUGUCGGUAAUAACGGAGAAGGGCGAAACGACCACCUCGUACUUGCUGAUCCAGCGUGCCAAGGGAACCGACACGGGGAAGUACGUCUGCUCGCCGUCAAACGCCAACUCGUACUUCAUCAACGUACACAUACUGAAUGGCGAACACCCGGAGGCCAUGCAGCACGGCGGACAACUGCGGAUAGGUGAUCCACUGCACGUGUUUGUCUUCGUAAUCAUCACCCUUCUGGCGGGCGGGCGAUGAAGCUGACCUGGCAGCCACUCCGCUUUUCCAGCAGCUCGGGUGUGAUGGACUUCUGCUGUGCCCGUCCACCGAAGACGGACUGACAAUGGACCCGGCGAUCCAUGGCGACUUUCUCUGCAGAUGGGAACGGAACGGAGUGAAACCUCUGUGACAAUGGCACAAAUGGCAUCCCACUUCGCUCCGCCGGUGUUUCCGGUGAGCCACUCCUCCCGCUGGUGAGGUGAUUUCCGAUAUCGAGCGAAAAUAGCAUUGGGACUAUCCCGGUCAGUUGAGCGAAUUAAAAUGCUUUGUUGGACUGGGUCAAGCACGCGUUGUCAGUUACUACCAGAGCGUGGGUGUGGAAAUGUGAGAUGUGAUUAUCGAGUGGAACAAUGUGAGCAUUAGUUGUACAAAGUACGCGGGAGAUAAUUUAAUUAUCACAAUUGCCGGGAUGUGGAAAUCAAUGAUAGCGAUAAAAACAAUCUGUACAUAAAGGAGUAACAGACAAUGGUGCUUUGCUGUUUUUCAAGAACCACUUCAAAAUGAAACUUUCACAGUCCACAUAACACAAUUUUAAAAUGAAAAUGAAAAAAAUAAUUUGAGAAACGAUGCAAACCAACUACACAUUUUCAACACAGUGUUGACAUUCUUAUUUUGACGAUGAUGCAGAAUAUGCCUUUGUAUUGAUAAACCUUCGGCAAAUAAAUUAGAUUCCAGAUUCCAGUUUUCCAGUAUCGCUUAAUAUUCUAAAUGAUAAUAAGUGUUAUUAUCAUUUAGUAUAUUAAAUGAUUUUAGCGUUUCAUGCUGUAAAUAUCAGACAUAGAGCAAUGUACCC